AUGCUGUCUCUUUUCACUCUGGCUUGUCUCUGGGCAGCCUUGCCUGUCGCCUUCGCUCAAGAUAGUAAGCCAUGUGGUCCAGUCUAUCCGGGCCAGCCCACGAAUUGUAUUGCCUGGCAUACUGCCAAGAAAGGCGAUGACUGUGAUAGUGUUCCGAAGAAAUACUAUAUCAGCAGGCAGGAGUUCAUGGCUUGGAACCCAGCCAUUUCGAAAGACUGCUUGGACAACUUCUGGGUCAACUCCGCCUACUGCAUCAGGAUAGACGGUACUUCAGCUAUUCGCAGCUCCACCAAGAUCAUCACCACGAGCAAGGCUACCGCGUCCACUACUCGUCCAAUAACAGGCACUGCUACCACUACGAAGCAUGCGACGCCAUCAAGUCGCUCAACUACCAAAGACCUUUCGUCAGCUACCGAAGAGCUGAGCCACACAACGUCUCCUAUCACCACCAGCACUGUAAAUACGACAUACUCAGUGCGGCACCCGGUUUCGACAUGGAAUAUCACCACUCCAACUACUGACUUGAGCUGGCCUCCCAAAGCAACUCAGAAGGGUCAACCAGUCACAUGCAAGAAAUGGCACCUAGCCCGUCCAGGCGAGGGAUGCCAGGACGUCCUGAAUAGAUACAGUGCUUUCAUGAAGAAGGAUGACUUGCAAGUUGAACCAUUAUCCGAGCCUCCAUACCGACUGCUCCGGUCUUUUCGUUGGCUACUGUGGUCAACAUCAACACCGCCAUUCACGCCUCCUCCGGACCCAACGACUCAUCAGCCUACAAAGCUCACUCCAGCCAACUCCGACUUCACACCAACACCAACGCAUGGUUCUAUCUCAAAGGACUGUGUCAACUUCCACCAGGCGGAAGCGGACGAGAGCUGCCGUGACAUUCUCAAGACAUACAACUACCUCUCAAAAGAGAAGUUCUUCAAGUACAACCCAGUACUGAAAGAUAACUGCGAUGGUCUCUGGAAGGGUAACUGGUACUGCGUCGCCGUCAAGAGUGAGGCUCUGAUGCCCCCGACAGUCACCACAACCCCCAGUGAUGUCCCAAGCGGAAGCACCAAGAACUGCACCGCUUGGUACUACACUACGAGUGGAGAGACAUGUGACCAAUUGGCGAACAUGUUCGGUACUUUCAGUGUCGAGGAGUUCAUCGCGAUGAAUCCGUCAGUUCUAGACGAAUGUGAUGAUAUUUAUGAUAACACCUGGUACUGUGUCGCUGAGCACGGUACUCCCACUACCAGAACUGCAGCCCUGACAACACCUACUCGACCAGCAACAGCUAUGCAAACUCAGUCGGGUAUAGCCUCCGACUGUAAGGAAUAUUGGCUUGUUUCGAAGACGGAUACCUGCAAGUCUAUCCGACGAGCUAACAGUAUAUCACUGGAGAAGCUGCCUUUCUCCGUAAUUAUGCAUCGGCGUUUCAAAGCAUGGGUGGAGGCCAAACGUCACGGACACCCACGUAUCCCCCAGGACCCUGAAAUGACAUGUCUUCCCAAUCCGCGACCGUACGCCUUGACUCCAUCACCAUCGCAAGAGCAAAUCACAAAGCUAGCAGAAACGGUUCUUUUCUUUAGACUUCCACUCGAACUCAGACGAAAGAUUCUCAUUCACGCAUUUGGAAACCGAACUGUUCAUAUGGACCUUGUUUUAACUCAUCCAUUGCGCAAGCCACUGAACGCUGCUUCCUACAGAAGCAUAGACCCGAAGGACAGAUUUUGUGGUGGAGGCCAUGGGGUUGAGCAUCUUUAUCCAUACACACAACAAAACCUAGGUUUGGACACGAGUCAGCCUAAGUAUUGGCAAUGGAGGGGCUGUGUAUGUCAUCGCCUGCUCCCGCCUGAGUACAACAUCACAGUGAAAUUCCCGCACUACGCAAAGCCUGGCGAUGAUCGAUGCUGUGAUGGUUGGGGAAUCCACUGUGGAGUGUGGACUAGGAAGCACCGUAUGCUUGACUCUUGCUGGAUUGGAGCCAUGGGGUGGAUUUUGACCUGUCGUCAAGCUCUGCUUACCAGAUACACGGAAGGAAUCGGAAUCCUGUACGGCACAAACAUCAUCCACAUAUCCAGCAAGCCACUUCUCAAUAACCUGAGCACACUGGUCCUUCCCCAAAGGCUCUCGAUGAUGACCUCACUCGAGAUUGUGUUAUCUCUUGACAAUUACGAGCAUCAAGGCAAAGCAGUCCCGAAUCAACAAGAACUGGAAAGAAGUCUUCUUAUUCUUGACACUUAUUUCCCCUCUAUAUUGACCCUCCACCUUGGGUUAAGGCUCAACCUUCCCAUUCUCGAAGAGAUUACAAGUCGUACAAGGAAGAUCAACAGAAGACAUGCGUAUCUGCCAGGCAUAUUCCAGUCGAUCGACGCCUUUGUCAAACGAAGGAGUGAUGAGCCUCAGCUAGGUCAUUUCCGGGAUCCCUUCUUGUUAUCGAUAUCAGAGUCAGCAUAUGAGGAUUUCAAGACGGACGUUGAGACUGAUAGCCUGCACUAUUUUAAGCUCCAAGGUAUCCAGGUUUGGCGCCAUCUAUCGUCUGAACCUAUUGUGCUGGAUAAUGAGGGCGAAAUAAGCAAUGCAACAGCAGAUAAUGGCUACUGGAUUUGGGGAGAUUAUGAAGACAGGUAUGAAUUGGAUAACAAACCAGUGGAUGGCAUUGUCAGCUGUUUCGGUUCACCCUUGGGCGGCUGA
Fusarium tjaetaba is the source of this 2679-nucleotide messenger RNA. RefSeq lists its product as uncharacterized. The transcript is spliced from 5 exons. The coding region runs from base 1 to 2679 and encodes 892 amino acids. NCBI's taxonomy places the organism in Eukaryota, Fungi, Ascomycota, Sordariomycetes, Hypocreales, Nectriaceae. The record is from RefSeq and is a predicted model, not a curated record.